Messenger RNA from Penicillium canariense, 645 nucleotides. RefSeq lists its product as uncharacterized. Bases 1 to 645 code for a protein of 214 amino acids. The transcript is spliced from 2 exons. Lineage: Eukaryota; Fungi; Ascomycota; Eurotiomycetes; Eurotiales; Aspergillaceae. The record is from RefSeq and is a predicted model, not a curated record.
AUGGGCCUCCAGAAAAUGAUUGAAGCCAAAGGCGGGAUUGGAGAGCUCCACGAUAACUGGCGUCUGGAGCAUGUUGUUUAUCUGUGGGUCUCCGAUCUGCGAACGUUCAUGGGUUUCUCGUCGCGAUUCUACGUCCGGGGACUCUCCACCUAUCCCGCACUCUACCAGGCAGUUCUUCAUCUUCGGGACGAAUUCCAGCAUACCCAUGCAAUGGCUUCGCCUAGUUCUGGAAUGUCGCCAUUUGACUACGAGAGGUUAAUCUGCUUGUUUUUCAUUUGUCUGAUGAUGCAGGACUCCGUAUCUUCCACGCCCACCGACCCCAUGCACAGCUCUUUCCGUCCCAGUGGAUUAGAUACCCUGGAUGGAGCUUUGAUGGAGUCACGCGGCAUGCGGGACUUUUCCGUACAAAAUUUGCGCCCAUUUUUGAAUCAUCAUCUGGUUGAACUUCACCCGGACGGAAUGCAGAAAAUAGAAUACGUGCGGAGGAUGACGGAGGUCCUGGGCCUGUUAAGGCCUGAGGCGCGGAUCGGGGUCGAAAAAUGCCUUCUCAACAUGCUGUGCCGCUCGAAUGAGGGUCACACGGCGUUCUUGGUCGAUGAUGGGUGGACGCCUGAUUCGCUCUUGUCCUCGAUGCAUGGACAAUGA